Molecule: messenger RNA, 6522 nt
Organism: Procambarus clarkii (red swamp crayfish)
Lineage: Eukaryota; Metazoa; Arthropoda; Malacostraca; Decapoda; Cambaridae
Source: RefSeq, a predicted model, not a curated record
ACACAUGUACACAUUAUGAGUGAGGAGGGUUGGCGAGCCUGGUGUGUGUAUCCAUCGCUAUGGGCUGGAGCCGCAGCUGAGAGUGAGACUGGUGGACGAUUUGCCUAUACCUGUAGAAUAAUGGACGGUCCAAUGAGUAAAGAAGACAGCCCCAGGCGGGAUUUUGACGAACUGAGUGUGGCCUCUGACUUCAGCAUCAUACCAGAGAGCUUUGCUGGCCACGAAGAUCAGGCAUUUAACGAAGCAAGAAGCAUGGCUAGUGAAAGAGCUCUGCUCAAGUCUGAGGACCUCGAGCCCUCACUUGCUGCAGAGACCUCAUUUGGAAAGGUUAAGUAACUGUUGAGUUUUAUGUGCAUGCCUACUACAUCUGAAACACUAUCUGGGAAUUACAUACUGACACCCACACUCACCGCGAAAGUGUUAAAUCGUAUUGCGCUCUAUCGCGUAGGGUUUGGAUCACCCCAAGACUACUUGUGUUAUCAGUGGGCUCCAACACCUAGUAAAGACCACACUCAAAAUCAGCUGCCUCUUACUGUGGUGUUCAAAGCAAGUAACUUGCCAAAGGAUGCUGGAGAGUUCUUCCAGUUCUGUUACGUGACACACGAGAGCCACAUUGUGGGAGUGUCGACACCCUUCCAGCUGCAACAGUUUGGGUGUGUUGGGGUGAACAAUGUGUGCGGGAUGGACGACGGGGAGGAUGGCAUGGUGGUGGUGUGCACCAACGAGAGCAUCCUUCAUGACAAGGUUAACAAGUUGUCAAAGCAAAAUGAAAAACUGGUGGGAGAUGUAAGCACACAGAAGCAGCUGAUGGAAGAGAAGCAGAGAGAGCUGGAUGACAAGUCACAGCAGCUCAGUAUGUGUCAGCAUCAUCUUCAGGGUCUGGAGGCCAAAAUGAAGAUAGAGACCGAUGAAAAGAACGAGUUAAUGGGGAGAAUAGGACAGGUGGUGGAGGAGAAGGGCCAUCUGGAGGAUCGUGUCAAGACUCUGGACCGUUCUCUGGCAACAUCUAGUGUCAGAGUAGCAGAACUUGAAGCUCAUAUUCUUGCUAUCACUGAAGAGAAAAGGAAGCUGGAUGAAGAAUUGUUGAUGGUUCGUAAGCUUCGAGAGCAGCUGGAACAUGCUCUGUUGAAGUGUCAGGAAGAAUUGUCUGAAAGCGAGGGGAAACUCAAGACUACAGCAGAUGAGUUGGAGGCAGCUCGAAGAGAGAGAGACCAUGCAGUGAAGGAGUUGGAGUUGUGGACAUCCAGUGCUGCAGCAGACAAGAAUGAGAAAGAUUCUUUGUCACUUAAAUUUUCAACAGUGAAUGAAGAGCUGAUUAAUAAGCUUGAAGAGCUUGACCGUAGUAGGAAGGUAACCCAGGAGUUAGAAGACCGGCUCACUGACACUGUUAUACAGAUGACGAGCACAAAGGAUAAGCUGAAGGAUGUUGAGAAGAAACUUGUAGAUGCCGAGGAACAAAAACACAUUCAUGAAGAACGUGAAGCUGUUGUUAACCAAGAUAAUCACCAGCUCAAGGCUACUAUUUGUCAGCUUAAGGAAAAGAUUGAAUUAUUGGAAAAUGUUCAGGAGAGAGAUCAGAGUGGACGAGAAGCUGCCGAGAAGAUUGCUAGUGACCUGAGUAGUCGCCUUCAGGCUGCCAAGGCUGAGUAUCAGACCAUAGCUAUCACCAACAAGCGUCUUGCCAAGAAAAUUAAGAAGCUCCGUCAGUCCAUGAACUCUCAAGGAGAGAAUGAUAAGCAGUCAGCGAUGACGUCUUCUGUAUCAUCACAAGUUAGUGCAUGGUUCCAUGUGGAUGAUGAUGGAGAUAAUGAUGCAGAUGACUUGGAAGUGGCUGCUUGUAGUUAUGAGGCAGGUGUACCUCCUCCGGCUAUGGUCCAGUCGUGUUCCACAGUACUAACUGGAACGUCUUGCACUAGUUGCUCCCAUACAACCCAGCAGUUAAGUGAAGUGGUUCAUCGCAAAAUGGAAGAUAUAGUACGGGAACUUUCUCUUCAGAUUAAUUCUCUUAAGCUGCAGUUGCAGGCACGUCAAGAGGAACAGGAGUCAUAUCCUGAGAGGGUUGUCCUUGAUGUGAUACAGCCACUGGAGUCACAACCUGCAUCAGAAACACAAGAGGUAGUUAUACAAUCACAAGUAGACGAAGAACAAAGUGAGUCAGUACAUGAAGAACAGCUGCAGAACAAUUCACCUGAAGCUCAGGAGGAAGAUGCAACACCAACAGUUCAAAACAGCACAGAUGAGACACAAGUUCUGUACAGCAACAGCUUUUUGCCAGCUCAGCGAACAGCACCAGUCUUUCUUCCUGAGAAUGACAGACAAGUCCCCAGUGUACACCACGAAGCUAAUGGUGCUUCUGUUCGGCCAUCGGCCCCAUCUCCAACUCCCUCCAUCUAUCCUUACCUGCCAUGUAGCCAGUCGGGUGCUAACGGUGCUUCAGCCAUGCUAGUGAACAACCCUGUCACUGGUGCCUCACUAGUGAUGUCACCACCACAUAUUCCUACAGCUCAACCAAUGCCUGGUUCUUUUCUUCCGCCUCCACUACAGCCAGAGACGACCCCAACAGCCAUUCAGGCAGCUGUAAUGAGCCAGUUCCCUGCUCAGCAGCUGCCUGGAAAUCAGGGCCACGAGUCUGAUGAUGAUGACUUCCACAGCACCAGUGACAAUGAUGACUCUGUGACCCUUCCCACUCACCAGGAGCAAAGUCACUUGAUUCAGUGUCCAAUGUGCAGCCUUUCAUUUCAACCGGAAGCCAUGAGCCUGCUGGAGGAGCACAUCAACUCUCACCUGGAGCAUGUUUGUCCAGUGUGCUCGACGGCUUUCCAACGAAACAACCAAAAACGCUUUGAAGAGCACGUCCAUGCCCACUUUGCCGAAGAUGGUCCGGACGACACCAACCCUUUGGAUGAUCCGUCAGGUCCCUGGGGUCCACAGUUCAGAGCAGCGCGCCUCUUGGAGAUUGAUUAAGGCAGUUUGGUAGGUUGUUGUGUACUUGAUUAUUGCCUUGAUGUGCAUAUCAAGGGUCAUAACAGGGUUGCUCCCUGGUUGUAAUGUGUGACAAAGAACUAAAGUCUGCACUGUAGACAGCAAAAUAUAUUCAUUUGGGAUUUUUUAUAUGCAUAGUGAAGUGUACUCUCAUGUAAAACUAAAUCAUUUAUUAAUUUUUUGAAGUUACAGCAGGCUGUUACAGAACUGUAAUAGUCUUAAAUUGUCCAUAAAUUUUCAUGUAAUAGUUUAUAUUGGCCUGAUUAUAUGGUUUUAUACUGGCAUACUUCAUGCUUAUUUUAGUGUGUGUGUGUGUGUGUAGGUGUGAUCACACGAUGGUGAACAGCAGCAGCAGCAGUGGUGGAGGCAACCUACAUACUACACUUUAGUAUUUAGUGGGAGAGGCUGCAUCAGAUUGUGAAGUAUGCACUAAGUUACAAAAGUCAGGUGUCAAAAGCAAUAUAAAGUCUGAUUUACCAAUUAUUUUAAUUACUCCAGUUAUUUAUAACUGGAAGAUAUUUGGUAUUACACUGAAUGUUUUGUUUUAACAUUAUAAAUUGUGUAGCAUCAAUGACUAUAUAGUUAAGAUUAUUUCUUAAUUUUGUAGUCUUUUUUUAUCAAACCAAAUAUACGAUAGAUGGCUUAUAACAUGCAAUAACCACCGUGAAUAUGUCUACUUUGAUGCAAAAGGUUUAUAGCUUUAAGAAACUAUAACAAGAAAUAUAUUUUCAUGAAGCUCACUUGUAUCCAUAAAGUAAGGGGCUUUACUUGCAUGUGCGUACAUGUGUGCGUCGCUUGAUGAACACACACGCGUGUACAUGUACAGUGUACCAUGUGCAUGUUUGAAACUCUAUACACCCACAGAUAAUCAUAGAAAACGGUCUUUAACUUCUUUUUAUUAGUUUUAUGCUUAUUGUGGUAUAAGCAUAAAUUACUGUUUGUAUACGUAAUGGAAUAGUAUAAGGAUACAACUAUAGAACUUAGAUAUUGAUCUAAUGAGCAAAAGUUUAGCAUUUUAUUGAAUUAGAUAUAAUCUAGACUGUUCCUGUAAAUUUUAUGUAUUGCUGUACUAAAUAACAAAGAUCCAAAAUUUCAAGGCAAAUAAUAUAGUAUAAUUUUCAGUUAAUCUUUGUUAUAUUUUAUAUAUUUCUUUAGACUGAAAAUUUCUAGCAUUCAGUUGUAUUUUAUUUAGUGCAUAAAAUUGUUUUCAUUUGGAGGCGAGGUGCUUGUUUUGUUGAGUUGUGUGAUAAAGAGGAGUCGCGCUGAGAUGUGUGAAGGAAUAUGAGGACAGCGGCACAUAGUGACGAGCGUUCACAGAAUUGUGAUGGGUCUUUAGAGGUAGAUCAUGUGGGUCACCCUGUUUUAUAGUGGCAUGUGACACAAAGAACAACACUAACACAAAAAUAUACUGUACUUCUGAACAUUUUCACUGCCUACUGGUCAGCCUGUUUUUAAAUACAUGAUCUUAUAACAGUAUGGCUUUUAUUAUCAUGUGCUGUCAUUCUUAUUGUAAUUUUUAUCCACUUACAGCAAUACUGUACUGUAGUUGUCUUCAUAGAUAUUAAAAUGGCCAGCAAAUAAAAAUAUUACUCUGGAAUAAAAUAAAGGUAAUAUUUUAUUUGCAACAACAGUACAGGUACUGUAUACCAAUUAUCGGUAAUAUAAUAUUUAGUGUAGCAACUCUCGUGGAAGGCCGAACGAUUCAUGUAAUUUAAUUGUCUUUUGAAUAGGGUUUUUUCUUGAUUCUGAAUAUGAUCCUAGAGUGAUGCAGCCAAAAUGGUAACCCAAGCUGUACAUGAACUAAGGUUUCAUAGUACUUAGUGUAGACUAUCAUAUUAUAUUACUAACCUGCAUACCCAAGUACAGUAUACUAGAUAUAUUUUGUGAUUACAAGGUAAGGAGGAGUAAGUUCAACAUUAUCUAAUUCAUCUACAUGGCAAACUGUCCCUCUGUAAGAGGUUAUGGGUCGAUGCAUUUUAGAUUAAGAAUGUUAAAUGAUGUUUGAAAACUAUUCAAUUUAGAUUAGUAGGCCAGUAAUUAUGGAAAAUAUUUUGUGGAUAUUUAAAGUUUUAAUAGUGAAUUAGAAAUUAUAUUUUCUCUUGAUUGGUGUCACAGCUUUUUUUGUGCUCAUUUUGUAUCUUAAACUGAUAUAGACAGUUCAAAUUGUUUUGGCUGGGAAUCUGUCUGUCCAUCAUUUGGCAAAACUUAGUUUUGUAUUCUUGACCUGCUAGUGUCAUCAACCUAGCCUAUUAAAGUUUUAUAUAUAUUUAGAUUUUGUCUUUAAGAUAUUGCACAUGUCCAGGGGUUGUUAGGGUAAUUAUUGGUUGUAGGCGAUGUAGCUGUCUACUCACAAGUGAUGCUCUUGUGUAGAUCUGUCCAGAGACUUCUAAACUGACGGCACAAGUAGAGGGAAGAGGGUGCUGCAGUGUGCGGCUCUGGAGGGGACGGAUAUAAAUUGAAAAUUAAACCAGUUUUCAUUUACUGUAUUCAGUUUCUUAUGCCAUUAAAAAAAGCUAACAUAAAAUAGUUAACCAAAACAUCACAGUACAUGCACUAUGUCUAUCAGAGAUUUGUACAUAAUUAGAUUUUUAGGAAAUUUAUAAAUUAAUGUAUUGUUAAUUAUAAAAACAAUAGCUGUCAAUUGUUAUUUAAACUGGAAUAUCUGCCUGGUGAACUAGCUCACUUGUGCUACAAUAAUUGGAUAUAAAAUAAAUACACUACUAUACUUGAAUAAAAUUAUAUAGCACUAAGACAUGAAUUCCAUCCUGACCCCUUGCAAGUCCUAUAUAGUCAUAAUGGUUUGGCACUUUCCUCUGAUAAUUAAUUCCCUUCCCUGGUAAAAGUGCAAAUAUUCGUCCAGGCUUGGCACCUUUUACUGAUAAUUAUGAUGCUCCUCGACCCUGGAAUUUGAUUUUAUAAAUACAUGUCACAUUUUUUGUUUUGUAUAAUUGACCUUUAUUAAAAAAUCUACUUAACUGAUAGGUCUAAUGACACAAUAAUCUGGUUUUAGAACUUUGAGGUAAAAAUUUAGCAUUUGCUUUAGUGGUGCAUUAUUUAUAUUUAGUUUAACUACGUAGCAUGCAUGAAAUUAUUUGGUCGAAAAUGUUGACCCUUAUACCUUCUGAAAUAUUUUUCAUUGUACUGUCGUGCAACAAUCACAAGUAUUGCUUUGGUUAACAAUUUUCACACAUGAUGCACUAACUUCUGUAGAAUUCCACACAAAUAUUAUGGCAUAAAGAAAUGCUUCAAAUGAUGGUUAGUUUUUUCUCAGAAGUGUGUUACAUUCACCAGUUAUAAAUCUGCGGCAUACUUUAUACAUGUAAGUUUUCAGUCAUUGGUGAUUAAGAAUGAAGGAAACUGCUGCAAUUACUCGUAAUGAAUAUUUUUGUCAGCAAUUCUUGUCAAGUUUGUUGCAUGCUGUGAUGUGUCACGGCUCUGUGAUAGGGUUUACCAAAGUAGCAACACAAUAUGGUUCAAUAAAUCUUAAAGAUUUACACCUUGUAAUAAUAGUAAGACAAAAUAUACUAAUACAGUCUUAAA